AUGGGGGAGGACCAAAGGACAGCUGCACUGGGUCGGACACUAAUCCUGUAUGGGGGAGGACCAAAGGACAGCUGCAUGGGUUAUACACUAAUUCUAGGAGGACGACGUAACAGAGGUGAUAGAGGUAACAGAGGUAAUAGAGGUAACAGAGGUAACAGAGGUAACAGAGGUGAUAGAGGUAACAGAGGUAAUAGAGGUAACAGAGGUAACAGAGGUAACAGAGGUGAUAGAGGUAACAGACUUAACAGAGGUAACAGAGGUGAUAGAGGUAAAAGAGGUGAUAGAGGUAACAGAGGUAAUAGAGGUAACAGAGGUGAUAGAGGUAACAGAGGUGAUAGAGGUGAUAGAGGUGAUAGUUGUAACAGAGGUGAUAGAGAUAACAGAGGUGAUAGAGAUAACAGAGGUGAUAGAGGUAACAGAUGUGAUAGAGGUGAUAGAGGUAACAGAGGUGAUAGAGGUAACAGAGGUGAUAGAGGUGAUAGAGGUAACAGAGGUGAUAGAGGUGAUAGUGGUAACAGAGGUGAUAGAGGUAACAGAGGUGAUAGAGGUAACAGAGGUGAUAGAGGUAACAGAGGUGACCGAGGUAACAGAGGUGACAGAGGUAACAGAGGUGAUAGAGGUGAUAGAGGUAACAGCGGUUCCCCCAUAUGCGCUAUAAAGAUAAACUCGGGCGCUCUUUUGUCCUCACUGGAAGAGUGUAGCUGGCAGCAGAUGGACCCUGAGAAUGACAGAUGGAGAACUGUCACGAAUGCCGCAGAGCAGACAUUUGAGGCCAGAAUGAAACGCCCCGGUAGAAGACAGACGAAGAAGACGUAAAGAAAACUGAAAUAGCCCCCCGGCGGACA
Messenger RNA from Biomphalaria glabrata, 845 nucleotides. Its product is annotated as U1 small nuclear ribonucleoprotein 70 kDa-like. Lineage: Eukaryota; Metazoa; Mollusca; Gastropoda; Planorbidae. Bases 1 to 816 code for a protein of 271 amino acids. The transcript has 2 exons. The record is from RefSeq and is a predicted model, not a curated record.